Molecule: messenger RNA, 2826 nt
Organism: Porites evermanni
Lineage: Eukaryota; Metazoa; Cnidaria; Anthozoa; Scleractinia; Poritidae
Source: the annotation of a GenBank genome assembly
AUGGAUCUGUUGUCGGUGGAGGUUGCUUUUCUGGUACUGUUGACCGGAUCACAGGGGAUGUCUGCAACGUGCAUGGAACGGGAAGAGCAUAUACUUCGCUAUUUAAUUUCAUCGCAGCCGCCAUAUGAUAACUACUACAAUAUUUCUAAAGCUCUUUAUCCGUCUGUGGAUUUGCCUUCUUUGCUGAUCAAGAUCACCGUUACGUUUCUAAAUGGCAGCGGCAAUCUCACUCAUUUAGCCGGAUCGUCCCGAUCUCCAAUCAACGGUAGUACUUCAAAUAUCUCACAGACAGGGGAAAAUGUCCACGAAAAUGUUACGACAUACAAGUUCACGUAAAGGGGAGCAUCCUGUUUGUAUGUCAGUGGAGGAAACAUAAGCUUGAAUUCCAUGAAUGUUUUUUCUUUGUGGGCUAUUUAUCCAAACAGGCGGGAAAGACAUCUGCACUUAACAUUGCCACAGUUCUGCAGGGGAUUUUCUGCUGAUACCAUGAUCUACUUCCUUUCCACGGUAGGACUUUUAGCCAUUUCAUUAUUAUUGUUAACUUAUCAUCAUCAUCAUCAUCAUCAUCAUCACAAACAUCAUCAUCAUCAUUAAGGGCUGGAGGAACAUACUGAGGUGCAAUCAAAGCCUCAGUGAUUACCCCUUUUUGUUUUUAAUAACUGAUUUUCUUCUGCAUUUCCCUGAAGUGAUCUCCUGGAGAUGGUGAUGUCUUCCCCCUCACCUGACCCCUGUCUAACUUGCCUUCUCAAAAAUAGCUGAUACAGAUAUAGAUUACACUUCAAAAUUUUUCAGUUCAUAAUGUAAAAUAUUAUGCAUUUUCAAAUUAUAAAUCUGUCUCAGUGAAUGCCUUAAAAUAUUAGUGGCACUGGUGUCCUUUGUAUGGAAACAUAGAAUUUUUAGCCUCUCUAUGGGUACCAAUGGAUGUCAUUUUCAUCGCACGACCAAUCAGAAGCAGUUUACCCAGAUCUGGGUGGUUACACAUCAUUAGUAUGAAAUUGCUGUGGUUGUUCCUCAGGUGUCAUUUCAUGAGGAAACUAGUGGUGGUGUCCUGAUAAUAGAAAGAUUUAGAGUCACAUUUAUGGCAAACAGCAAACAUGAAUUUGUUCAUGUACCACAUGACCAAGUUUUCGCUUAACCUCUGCUUUACUGUUCAUUAUUGCUACCCCAAAAUUAGUAGCUUAACAUUAGUUUUGUUUAUGGCAAUUGUUUUCAGCAAUUUUCAGCUUGUCAUUUUCUGUUUUGUGGAAUUCUCAACAUUUUCCAUUUGCCGUAAACAUCACUCAAAUUUCUCUAAAUAUCAUUAAGGGCAAACACGACUCAUAAGCUUGUGAUGAUGUGAAACAUGACCUUGGAAGUUGUUUGAACAACAGGUUUUCCCUCUUUUCUUUCCCACUGCUGUGUUUGGACAUAAAAACCAAUUUUGACUGAGCUAAUCUUACUUUUGCCGCACUGAGUCUUACAUUAUUGAAGGUGAUUCAUGCCCUUGCUUGUGGGCGUAGGUGGCCAGAAGAGCCAGAACAAUGGACUGGUAACAGGUACACAUAAAGCACCUGAUAUGCAGGCUAGGGCAGCAUCAUUAGUAUCAGUAUCAUCAGUAGUAGCAGCAGCAGCAGCAGCAGUAGUACAUACCCAGUAGCAACAGCAGUAGCAGCACAGUAGGAGGAAGAACAGCCACAGUAGCAGAAGCAGCAGCAGUAGUAGUUUUUGUCGUUAUUUUGGUUUUGUCAUUUUUUAAAAGUUUUUAGGCAAGUGCAUGUUUGAGAGUGUUUGUUUUAGUAAUGCUGUUCUUGAUUUGAUUUGCAGUUGCAGGACAUAGCUAUAUCGCCAAAUAAUCCUGAUCCUAGUCUAAACACAGUAGAGUGUGUUACCACGGGUCAUGGGAAAGCUCCACCAUUUCCUGAUUGGAAGAAUCUGCUUCACGAAGUGUGCUGGUACAUUCUGUUCAUAAGUUUGUUAUUCAGUCAAGUUGCUUCGCAGUGGCUUAUAGUGCAGCUAAGGGAGUGGAAGAUUAAAACGGAUAGCAGCGAAGUUGAAGCAGAGAAAAGGAAAAAUGACAGCCAAGUUGCAGCUAUAAUGUUGUUAUCUAUAGUUGUUUUUAUUACCGGACUUUCCUCUAUCUUUUUUGCCUGGAGUCGUUCCACUUCUAAGCAAGAUUAUUACGUGUGGGCAUUCUUCAUAUCUGCGAUGCUUGUACUUGCGCGGAGGGCACUUUGGUGUUUCUUACGUAUCUAUAAAAGCGACAAUAUUGAUCUACACAAGUUGAGCUUAACUAAGGGCCAUGAGAGCGACCCAAGCGGAAAUGUUAUUUCGUUCUUCACACUUUACCCAGCAGUAUUCAUGGCUUGCCAUCAUUUGCUGUGGAUAUUGCUGGGCGUUAUAACAGAACCAUUUUGGGGUAUUUCAGUUUUAGUGGCUGUCAUUUCUGUUUCUGCUAUUCUCGUUUUCUUUUUUUAUGAUUUUUACGAAUAUUAUCUUUCCCAUGAAUGUAUUGACCGCGAGUGUGAAAGAUGUUCUGCACGUAGAGACUGGCGACGUGAGUACUGGUUUCCGUUUUUUAUGUCGCUAUUUCUUGUUCUAGGAAGUUGCGCUGCCUCUGUACUGUUAAUAAUUGUUCUGUUAGUAGUUGCACAGUCGUUCCUUAGUGAGAGCCUUGUUUCCACGUUAGUUCAAAAUGGUUUGGUGUUUUUCUCAACUUUGUGGCUUGGAUAUUUGAAGCUACAUCAAGCAAAGAAACCAGCAGAAACCAGGAACGAUGGUAAUGCAGGAAAUUCGAACCAGUCCGGUCGACCCAAUGGUUAUGAACUUGUAGAGAUUCAGGUGCAAUAG